Molecule: messenger RNA, 3731 nt
Organism: Salvelinus namaycush (lake trout)
Lineage: Eukaryota; Metazoa; Chordata; Actinopteri; Salmoniformes; Salmonidae
Product: hormone-sensitive lipase-like
Exons: 13
Coding region: 1-2601 (866 amino acids)
Biological process (GO): triglyceride catabolic process; cholesterol metabolic process
Cellular component (GO): cytosol
Molecular function (GO): triacylglycerol lipase activity; sterol ester esterase activity
Source: RefSeq, a predicted model, not a curated record
AUGGCGUCGGGAAAGAAGGGGGGCAACAACAGCAGCCUCGGAAAAGGUUUGAAUGGAAGACGUUCGUCAAAACAUAAAGAGGGGCCAAUAGUGAUGGACACCAAGGCGGUGUUUACUGCCCUGUACAGUGUGUGUGAGGAGAAUGCUACGUUCUUCUCUGAGGGUUCUAAGGGGGCCCAGGGGGGCGCGGCACAGCGGCUGGUGGACACCAUGACCCUGAUCCAGGAGCACGCCCGCAGCCUGGAACCUGUCAUCUCAGGCUUUGCUGCUGUCUACCACCACUUUGACUUUGACCCGCACAUACCAGCCAACGGAUACCGCUCUCUAGUCAAGGUGGUGCGCUGCUGCAUUCUCCACAUCAUCCACAAGGGGCGCUACAUCUCCACCAACCGCCGCAGCAUCUUCUUUCGGACGGCCCACAACGCAGGGGAGAUGGAGGCCUACUGCUCUGCCCUAUGUCAGCUGAGAGCCCUGCUCUACCUGGCCCAGCGACUGCUGCAUGACAACAGCCACGGAAACCUCUUCUUCCACGAGGAGAGCGGCCUCAGCCAGAGCUUUGUCCGGGAGUACUCCUCCAUGCACAAGGGCUGCUUCUACGGACGCUGCCUUGGAUUCCAGUUCACUCCAGCCAUCCGUCCCUGUCUGCAGACCAUAGCCAUCGGCCUAGUGGCCUUUGGAGAGAACUACAGGCGCCACCAGUCAGGCAUUGGUGUAGCAGCCAGCUCCUUCUUUACCUCCGGGAAGUACGCCAUCGACCCGGAGCUAAGGGGGGCGGAGUUUGAACGCAUCACUCAGAACCUGGACGUCCACUUCUGGAAGGCCUUCUGGAACAUCACAGAGACUGAGGUUCUAUCUAGUCUAGCCAGUAUGACGUCCACCCAGGUGAAGGUGAACCGUGCCCUCUCGGUGCCCCCUGUUCCCUUUGACCUCCCGCUGGUGGCCGAUCCGCACCUCACUGUCACCAUAGAGGCCCCGUCGGCCCACACCGGCCCUGGCCCCGUGCAGAUGAGGCUGAUCUCCUACGAGCUGAGGGAGGGACAGGACAGUGAGGCGUUGCUGUCCCUGUCUCGUUCUGAAGGGGGUCCUAUCUCCCUGUCUCUGGGAAUGAAGACCAAGCAGAGCCCCCCUUCUCGCUGGCUCCUGGUUCACUACCACGGAGGAGGCUUUGUGGCCCAGACCUCCAAGUCUCACGAGCCGUACCUGAAGAGCUGGUCUCAGGACCUGGGUGUGCCCAUCCUGUCUGUGGACUACUCUCUGGCCCCUGAAGCCCCCUUCCCCAGGGCCCUGGAGGACUGCUUUUACGCCUACUGCUGGGCCAUCAAGAACCACCACCUGCUGGGUUGGACGGGGGAGAAUGUGUGUCUGGCCGGUGACAGUGCCGGUGGUAACCUGUGUAUUACAACAUCGAUGCGCGCUGCGUCUCAUGGUGUGCGAAUGCCUGAUGGCAUUGUAGCUGCCUACCCUGCCAUCCUCCUCACCGCCUACGCCUCGCCCUCCCGCCUGCUCACCCUCUUCGACCCCCUACUGCCCCUCAGUGUGCUCUCCAGGUGUCUCAGUGCCUACGCAGGUGAGGAGCCCCAGGCAGAGAAGCAGGUGGAGAAGGUGAGCACUCUGAGCAUGGUGAAGAGAGACACGGCCCUGCUGCUCAGAGACUUCAAACAGGGAGCUUCCAACUGGAUCCACUCCCUACUGGACCCCAACAGAGCCGCUGCCACGGCACCAACGGACACGUCUUCGUCAGUGAGGAAGAGUGUGUCUGAGGCAUCCAUCAGCUCGCCCCACUCGGACCCCCCCGAGCCCCCUGAGCAUCCCUCAGACUUCUCCCUGAGGAGAGAGUCUCUGAAGAGCCUGGCAUGCCACGCCAACAAUGCCAUCGCCACCCCCGCUGCUGCCCCCACCACACCUGCCCACAAUGCAAUGGUGUUCCCCGAACCCACACCUGACAACGUGAGCUUCUUCCUCUCCAAAGAGGUGGUGUCCAUGUCGGAUGCUCUGUCUUCUGUAGCCAUAGCGCCCCCUGAGGGGGAGGAGGGCGUGGUGCUGGAGCACCCUCGGGAGUUCCCCCUGGGCUUCGAACCGCUGCGCUCUGAGCGGCUGGCUGAGAUGAAGCUGGCCACCUCGCCUGUCGUCAGGAACCCCUACAUGUCUCCUCUACUGGCCCCCGACAGCAUGCUGAGAGGACUGCCCCCCAUACACCUUGUGGCCUGUGCGUUAGACCCCAUGCUAGAUGACUCUGUGAUGUUUGCCAAGCGCCUGAGGAACGUAGAUCAGCCAGUCACCCUGUGUGUGGUGGACGACCUUCCCCACGGCUUUCUCAGCCUAUCACAGCUCUCCAGGGAGACGAGGGAAGCGGCUAACGUCUGCGUCAACAGAAUCAGGGACGUCUUUGACCAGAAGGACUCGCCCCAGGAGCCGCGCAUGCACCGCAAGCUGGAAAGGACCAAUCGCCGUGCUUCCUCUGUCGCCACGGGUGACCCAGAGAAACUCUUUGCAGCACCCAUUCAGGAGGAGGAGCUGCUGGUUGCCAGGGGAGGGACUCUAGUUCCAGAUGGGGAGGGGCUAGUUGGCGUGGCUGCACAGAACAACAAUGUCGUGGGAUAAAGGCAUAAUCAGGGGUUUGCUGGAUGAAGGGUGCUGUUAGUCAAAGGAUUUAAAAGAGAGGGAGAAAGGGGGGGGGGGAUUUGGGCCAUAUGAAGCCUGGGAGAAGAGAAUAGAGCGAAGGAAAAACAGCAGCAGGAGUAUAUGCAGAAGGAGUUGGUAGCGUGCCCAUUUUUGGAGAGACAGAAUGAAGCACCCAUGGAUAGAGAGAAGGACAGCAAGUACUAAAUGCAACCUCUUCAGCUUUCAAACUCUCAAUUGCUGUUUAGCACCAUGCACAGCGACAUGUUGACCACACACACACACACUAAACCACUUUGCCUUUUGGGCUGCUGCAUUGUGCUCGGUGUAGAACUGUGAGUUUGGAGCCUGGACAUUAUAAAACAGCACAGAGCGUUGUGGUGAAUGGUCGAUCCAUCUCCCAAUAGAAGACUAUUCCAAUCCCUAAUCAGAUAGUGGUAGAUGUGCAAUGAGCUCCUACAUAGUGCCAUCACAACUUAAUGGCCACUUGUCUUUUAGGGAGCCACUCUAAAUCAAGCUUAAUAACUGUAGAACUCUGAGGUCUGUUAAACUAGUUGGUUGUGAAUACUGCCGCUGUUCGGUCACUUACUCUGCUGAUUGGCCCAUCAAUAGGGCGCUGCAGUGCUAAAAACAACAAACUUAGAAACUGGAAGGAUUUCGUAGUACCUUGAAAUUCCACAGAAAUUGUUAUCCAUAAUUGAUCUUAUUAUGCCACUAGUAUUCCUUGUUAUUUGUAUUUAUUGUGUGUAUACUCGUAUUGUAUUUUUUUUUUACCGUGGAUUAUAGUUAUACCUGUUUGUUCAAGGCUUUUAAGAGCAUAUUGUGAGGUGGAUGCUAAGUUAAUUUCCUAGCUUUGUAGUGCCAUAUUCUAUGGCUGCUCAUUCCUAGUUGUUCAAAGUAGCCAAAUGUUAACCUCUAUCACUCUCACUGUAGUGACUAGUGGUCAGUUAGCCGUUACCCACCCAACCAGUCACCUCAUAGUGAGAUGUGGCUGAGGGUUGAUAUUAUGAGGCCUCUAUAUAUACACUGCUCAAAAAAAUAAAGGGAACACUUAAACAACACAAUGUAACUCCAAGUCAAUCACACUUCUGUGAAAUCAAACUGUCCACUUA